This is a messenger RNA of Clonostachys byssicola, 822 nucleotides long. The record is from the annotation of a GenBank genome assembly. NCBI's taxonomy places the organism in Eukaryota, Fungi, Ascomycota, Sordariomycetes, Hypocreales, Bionectriaceae.
AUGCCGGGCCAUGGCAGUGCAGCCGACUUUCGGAGAUGGCAGCACCCUAAAUACAUCGUUGCCCCUCACUUCGACAUCGUUCCCCCUCCAGAUGGACUAUUUGCCUUGGGCAGAUUCGUGGAGAAUAUCAAGGAUUGGAUUUUCCUCAAUGAAAAUGACCCUAUUCCUGUCCCCAAAUUACAAGUGUCCGUCAAAGAAAACGUUGACAUAAGCGCUAUCUCAGCCCGUACCUAUGAGACAAAGACCAUAGCGAAGGUUCUCGACCGCAGCAUCGGCGGUCACGCGGAGCUGAAGGGGGUCAGGGCCGACAGUGAUGUCUUCCACAUCCAGAAACUCGAAACGAUCUACUUCGAACCAACCAAGGACUACAUCCAACAGUGCCGAGAACUCCCCGAUGUUGAUACGUAUCUCAAGUCAACCGGCUACAAGAAACCGAUCUAUCUUAUAACCGGAUUGAAGGUCGCAUGGGGAACGACCUUCUCCACUGCUGAUGGCCAGCAGUUUGAUGCAGGUGCUGGAGCAGCAGUUACGCUGGGCACCGAGGAACUCAACGCGGAGGUGAAGGGAGAAGGCCGCCUCGCCAAGGCUACAGACAUUGAAAUCACGGCCAACAACCCAUCCAACUUCGUCCUGGGCAUCCGUUUGUUGAAGUUCUUCCAUAAGAGAAAGUACAUUUUCGCUGGCGAAAUGGUUCCUUGCGAGGAGACGAUGACCGAUGGGGCAGCGUUGCUGGAUGCCAGUUCCGCAACGGAUGAUCGGGAUGACGAGCUCUUUGCUGAGGAAUUGGACGAAAAGGAAUCUGCAAUGAUGGUUCUGGAAUGA